This is a messenger RNA of Sorex araneus (European shrew), 6105 nucleotides long. RefSeq names its product X-prolyl aminopeptidase 3 (gene XPNPEP3). The record is from RefSeq and is a predicted model, not a curated record. Gene Ontology annotation, cellular component: mitochondrion. Gene Ontology annotation, molecular function: manganese ion binding; metalloaminopeptidase activity. The transcript has 10 exons. The coding region runs from base 63 to 1586 and encodes 507 amino acids. NCBI's taxonomy places the organism in Eukaryota, Metazoa, Chordata, Mammalia, Eulipotyphla, Soricidae.
GCGGCCCCCGCCCUCGCACGCCGUCUUCCUCCUUCCCAUCCGGACGCGCGCGGGAGCCCGGCAUGCCUUGGUUGCUCUCAGCAUCUAAACUGGUUCCCGCCAAAACACGUGCCCGCGGCCUCUCAGGAUGCUGGUCCUGUUCCCGGCGAAGAUACUCCCUCCAGCCCAUCCCAGAGAGGAGGAUCCCAAACCGCUACUUAGGCCAGCCUAGCCCCUUCACACACCCGCACCUCCUCAGACCGGGGGAGGUGACGCCAGGACUUUCCCAGGUGGAAUAUGCACUUCGCAGACACAAAUUAAUGUCUCUGAUCCACGAGGAGACACAAGGGCAGAGUGGGACAGACCACACCGUGGUUCUGUUGUCUAACCCUACGUACUACAUGAGCAAUGACAUCCCCUAUACCUUCCAUCAAGACAACAAUUUCUUGUACCUGUGUGGAUUCCAAGAGCCUGAUAGCAUUCUGGUCCUUCAGAGCCUCCCUGGCAAGCAGUUACCAGCGCACAAGGCCGUGCUUUUUGUGCCUCGGAGAGACCCCAGUCGAGAACUUUGGGAUGGCCCGCGGUCUGGAACUGAUGGGGCAAUCGCUCUCACGGGCGUGGACGAAGCCUACACCCUGGAAGAAUUUCAGCACCUGAUCCCAAGACUGAAAGCCGAGGCCACUACAGUGUGGUAUGACUGGAUGAAACCGAGUCACACGCAGCUUCACUCUGGCUACAUGCAGCAUCUGACCGAGGCCAAGGCCAAGAGCAAGAACAAGGUCCGGGCUGUCCAGCAGCUGAUCCAGCGCCUCCGGCUCAUCAAAUCUCCUGCAGAAAUCGAGCUAAUGCAGAUUGCUGGCAAGCUGACGUCAGAGGCUUUCAUAGAGACCAUGUGUGCCAGUAAGGCUCCCGUGGGAGAAGCCUUCCUGUACGCCAAGUUCGAGUUCGAGUGCCGGGCCCGAGGGGCCGACAUCCUGGCCUACCCGCCCGUGGUUGCUGGAGGAAACCGCUCGAACACUCUGCACUAUGUGAAGAACAACCAGCUGAUCAAGGACGGCGAGAUGGUGCUGCUGGAUGGCGGCUGUGAGUCCUCGGGCUAUGUGAGUGACAUCACCCGCACCUGGCCUGUCAGCGGCAGGUUCUCGGCAGCUCAGGCAGAGCUCUACGAAGCCGUGCUCGAGGUCCAGAGGGACUGUCUGACACUCUGCUCUCCCGGGACGAGCCUGGAGAAUGUCUACUCUGUGAUGCUGACCCUGAUCGGACAGAAGCUCCGAGAGCUGGGCGUCCUGAAGGACACGCAGGACGGCAGCGCCUUCAAGGCGGCUCGAAAAUAUUGCCCUCACCAUGUGGGCCAUUACCUCGGGAUGGAUGUCCACGACACGCCAGACAUUCCCCGGUCCCUGCCGCUCCAGCCCGGCAUGGUGAUCACCGUCGAGCCAGGCAUCUAUAUUCCGGAAGAUGACAGAGAGGCCCCGGAGAGAUUCCGUGGUCUGGGUGUGCGGAUCGAGGACGACGUCGUGGUGACUCAGGACUCGCCUCUCAUCCUUUCUGCAGACUGUCCCAAGGAGCUGAAUGACAUCGAGCAGAUCUGCAGCAGGGCCUCUUGACCCUCACCACGACACACGUGCACCUCAGGGUUGAGAGAGGCGCGUGCCAGCAUCCCUGACCGUGUGCUUGCUGUGUGUCUGUGGACAUACGUGUUCUGCUCGGGAGUGGGAUGUCCGUAUGAAAGCAUGCAGUCAUGUACAUGAUCUUUAUUUGCAGUUGGUUGAACUCUGAAAAAUUGGUUUUUAAACUGUUAGAGAACUUCUGGAGAAUUAAUGAUCCAGGCAAGUUUAAAUUUCAGAUGUAAAGGAAGAUGUUCCUUACUCAAUGCCCAUCCAUUGCGGGCCACACAUUUAAGUGAACAGAAAAGUAUUUCUUCUCCGGGUCCUUAAUUUCUGCUUUUGCUUAAUUUUAUAAGAUUUGUGGGGCCGGAGCGAUAGUAUAGUGGGGAGGGCAUUUGCCUUGCACUCGGCCAACCCGAGUUCAAUCCCCGGCAUCCCACAUGGUCCUCAAGCACCACCAGGAGUAAUUCCUGAGUGCAGAGCCAGGAGGAACCCCUGAGCAUUGCUGGGUGUGACCCAAAAAAGCAAGAGAAAAUAAAUUAUAAGAUUUGUGUGAUGCAGGCUGGGGAGAUAGUACUGCAGGGAGGGCACUUAGCUCUCCCCCAUCUCCAGUACCACAUAUGGUCCCCAGAGUACUGCCAGGCGUGGUGCCCAGGCAGAGUCAGGGAUGCCACUCAGCACCACAGGCUGUGGCUCAAGUUCUCCUCACAAAAGAGAGAUUUUUUAUGAGGAAACCUUUUAACAAUUCUUAAGUCACUUGCCUUGCAUGUGACUGACCAAGGUUUAAUCCCUCGCACACCACAUAUGGUCCCUUGGCACUGCCAGGAAUGACCCUGAAUACAUAGCCAGAAGUGAUCUCUGAACACCGCCAGCUAUGCCUCAAAACCCCCACUACCCCCCCACCAAAAAAUAAAAGAGUUCAUUUGUUCACCUCUUUUUUUUUUUUCUUUUUAUGUUUUGGAGGCUGGAGCGAUAGCACAGUGGGUAGGGCGUUUGCUUUGCAUACGUUGCAAGGCAACUCGAGUUCUAUUCCUCCAUCCCUCUCGGAGAGCCCGGCAAGCUACCGAGAGUAUCUCGCCCGCACAGCAAAGCCUUGCAAGCUAUUUGUGGCGUAUUCGAUAUGCCAAAAACAGUAACAAGUCUCACAGUGGAGACGUUACUGGUGCCCGCUCAAGAAAAUCAGUGAGCAACGGAGUGAUAGUGACAGUAAUGUUUUGGGGCACACAUAGUUGUGCUCUGGGACUUCUCCUGGCUAGUGCUCAGGGACUAUGCAGUGCUGAGAAUCGAACCCAGGUCUCCGUGCAGAGAUCUCUCUGGCCCUUUACAUCUCUAAACCUCAUCAUGAGCCCGACAUGUGUAAAACAUAUUGAUUGUUGGUACCUAAAUGCAAGGAUUUUAAGAAGAGGUUCGUAUCCAAGAAACAGGCUAGGGCAGUUUCUCAGCCAGGAACCACAAGGCCCCUUUGGGGCCCCAGCACACAACUAGGGGGGCCCCAGGAAGGACACAAGGCCGGGGGGCCAUGGUUGGGAACAGGUCGAGACUGGGCUAGAAAACGUGCCAGAUUUGCCCUUACAGCAGAGCCCAAGAAACCGGCCCGGAGCAGACAAGCAGUGACUGUUCAGAAGGCGGAGAUGCCAUGACAAGCCUAAGGGCUGUACCUCUUGUGCCCGACAGAGGCGCCCCUGGCACUUGCACUUGGCCUUGCUCGCCUCUGAGUCGCUGUCAGCCUCGCUCCAGCUUCUGAACCCUGAGAUGUCAGUCCACAGCUGGGGCCUCUUGCUCCCGGGGUCUCUGACACCCUCUCGUGGUUUGGGGCCCUUGCUUCUUUACAGACCGGAAAUGAGGACUUUUUUUUUCUUCCUCUAAGUCUGGCCAAAAUUUUUCUUGUUUAGUUUUGGGGAUAACUCGGAGGUUACUCCUGGCUCUGUGCUCAGGAAUCACUCCUGGCAGGCCUUGGGGGACCAUUUGAGAUGCCGGGGAUCAGACCUAGGUCGGCUGGGUGCAAGAGAAGUGUCCUGUUAUGUCGCUCCAACCCCUAGCCCCUGAAUUUCACUAAAAACUUGGAAAAAUUGAACCCAAGACUUUACGUGUACGAGGCAUGUGCUUUAUCACUGUGUCGUAUCCCUGGGCCCAUUAAUCCAUGCAGCGGUGGGUACCCACGAUGAAGUUUGUACUUCAACCCUUUGAGCCACCUCCUCAGCCCCUGAAUCUUGAUCAUAGUACAGACAAGACCAGACCCACAUUUUCCUCCUCAAGGAGACCAGAGCUUGGGGCUGGAGUGAUAGCACAGCGGAUAGGGUGUUUGUCUUGCACGCGGCCGACCCAGAUUCAAAUCCCAGCAUCCCAUAUGGUCCUUCGAGCACCGCCACGGGUGAUUCCUGAGUGCAUGAGCCAGGAGUAACCCCUGUGCAUUGCCGGGUGGGACCCAAAAAAGAAAAAAAAAAAAAGCAGAGCAGGGGCCGGAGCGAUAGCACAGCGGGUAGGGUGUUUGCCUUGCACGCGGCCGACCCGGGUUCGAUCCCCGGCAUCCCAUAUGGUCCCCCAAGCACUGCCAGGAGUAGUUCCUGAGUGCAAAGCCAGGAGUAACCCCUGAGCAUCGCUGGGUGUGACCCAAAAAGCAAAAAAAAAAAAAGCAGAGCAGAGUACACUGGGUAAUGCACUUGCCUUGCUCUCGGCUGACCUAGGUUCUAUUCCCAGCAUCCCAUAUGGUUCCCCAAGUACUGCCAGGAGUGAUUCCUGAAUGCAGAGCCAGGAGGAACCCCUGGAUGCAACAGCCCUACCCUCACCUCCAAACACACACACACACACACACACACAUUUUCCUCUGAGUCUUAAGUGAAAUCAGUAUAUAUAUACCACUCUCUCCUUAAUGAAAAUCAUGAUUUGAGAAAAUUUCUUCAGGUGUUCACACUAAUUAAAUUAAUUGUUGAAUCACUGUCUACCAUCUAGAUGAAGGAUACGUAAUAGGGCCUUUGCAGUGAACCUCUGGCCCAUUUGGCAAAAAAUAAGCCUCAAAUCAUAAUAUCCACAUUAGGAAAGUACUUUUCUGUGGCAACAUGAAAUCCUCGGGGAAGGGGCUGGAGUAUAGCGGGUAGGGGGCCUUCCACACAUCUUGCCAGGGCUCGAUGCCCACCACCACAUAUGGCCCAGCCAGGAGUGAUCCCUGGACACAGGAAAACAACAGAAAAACUUUGAGUGUGUCUCAUGAUUUUUGUGAAGGUCAGAAAGGAAAAACUGUCAUGAACAUUGUAUCUUAAUUGAGAUUAAGAUCCAGUUGGUUCAUUAAGCUUCCGGAUGAAGACUAUAAAAUAGAUGAAUUGGGUUUUGUUCUGUUUUUUUUUUUUUUUUCCCAAACACAUAAUCAGCACCUUCAGCUUUCUUCCUGUCAGGAGUUGAAGCCGAGCCCUGCUUGCCCUCUAGCUCUGCUAGUUUUUGCUCGCUGGAGCAGUGUGAACCUGGGCCAGACCCUGUCACCUCAUGGCUGUCAUACAGUAGGAGAAGCGUUUGAUGGCUGAGUGUCUGUUAGAAACCAAGCACCUGGGGCCGAGCGAUAGCACAGUGGGGAGGGCAUUUGUCCUCACACUGCCAGCGCAGGUUCGAUCCCCAGCAUCCCAGAUGGUCCCCUGAGCACCGCCAGGAGUAAUGAGUGCAGAGUAAUUCCUGCAGAGCCAGGGGUAAGUCCUGAGCACCUCCGGGUUGUGACCCAAAAAGACAAAUAAAAAAGCACCUUGCUUUUCUAAAAAUGGUUUUAUGGAGUCGGAGCAAUAGUACGACCAGUAAGUUACUUGCCUUGUACACGUCUGGCCGAGGUUCAAUCCCUGGCACCACGUAUAGUCCCCCAGGCCCCGCCAGGGGUGACCCCCAAGCAGAGUCAGGAGUAAGCCCCGAGUACCACUGGGUGGGGCAAAAAUACAUAUUUUUAUGAUGUGGCUAAGACCUUUCAAUACAGUGUUUGUGAGGUAGGGCCUAAUUGCCUAAAACUUUUACUGAUGAUGAGUUUUUAAGCCUGGGCAAAUCAAGUUCAAGCGAAGGUAUUUAACCCUCUGGGUGCGAUGAGAAUGUGACCACAUCGCUCAACCCUAACGUCAGAGCAGGUCCACGGUUACGGCUGGGGCGCAUCAUCAGGAUUGCUCCCCCCAACCCCCCCCUCGUGGGCUCUGAUGCCCAGGGUCUGAGACAACUACAGUCCUUGUUAGCACUUCUGUAAAGUAAAAUUGUUUAGGGACCAUGGGGAGAGAGGACAGGAGUGAAAGAACAUGGCCUUCUCCCAAGGGGAGGAAGCCACAGGUUCCCCGGAAAUGAAAGAAAUUACACAUGCCAAGGAGAAGGCAGGUGACCCCACGAUGCGGAUGCAUCUCAUCAGCAUUUCUCUGCUUUGCAUGACUUUUGUGCAGUUUUUAAGUUCAAUUUGGACAAAACACUUUUUAAGGCCCUUUCACUAAAAACCUAUGUGGCAUUUCCCAAUGAGGGAAAAGUAUUUGUUACUGUCAUUUUAAAAAUAAACUAUAAAGGUACAUGA